UCACAUUAUUUACCUGCUGUGGCAAAAAUAUUUAUAUUGCAACCUGCAGCAUUCAAACAAAUGUUCGUCAGACCUUGCUUUUGAUUUUGCACAAGGGCUUGUUUUGCGUCGACAGACUGCGGUGGGCUCACGGGCGUGCGCGUUGGGGGGUGCUGACGUCACUGCUGUAUGCGGCUGGCGAUGGCGGAGCAGCUGCUGAUGAGAGACCGAGAUUCAUAGACAAAUCGUCUAUGGCAACAACUGCGUCUUUAGAUCGAAGUUCGUCCUCAGGACACGGUCAUAUGCGACUAAAGGACAUCGGAAAAAUAUUCGAGCGAUGUCUUACCUCUGACUAAAGACCACACAGACUAACAAGUCAACGCAGGUGGAUGAUCCAAGUCCAGUCGGGGAGCGCCUUGGGAAUGAGGCUGAGAGAAAUACAGUUGUGAAUCGGUAGCUAAUAAUAUUUUUACAUGAUUAAGUAAGAGGAAAACCGGAUGCGAGAGAAACGGCGAAGGGUGUCUUUUUGGAUGGCGAGUUAAGCUACUGUUGAGACCAGGGACUAAAAAGGACGAAUGAGGAUGGAGUGAUGCUGGCGUCAGGCAAUUCGAAUAGAGGAAUUGUAUAAACGAAUUCUAGCACCCUGCUUGGGUUACUGUGUUGCUGGUUAGCUAGCUCGGCUGGGGAAGAGGGCACAAUAGUCUCAUUCCAGUUUUGUUUUUUUGUUUUUUUUUUGUUUUUUUUAACAUAGGCGAAUUUUCUUACGUUAAAGGACGCGAUCAAAUCUGCUUAAUAUGAACAAUUUACGGAUUUUUUUUGCUAUACGUGAGAGAUGGGAUGAGAAAUGUGAAUGUCAAAUUGGCAACCUAAUUUGCUAGCUAACUAGCCAGUCAUCUUGUUGGUACUGUUUGAAGAUUCAUCUAAACCGUAUGCCCAUUGGCAAUGUAAGAUCUCACAGAAAUAGUAUUGACAAGCUAGCAUCGGCCACUCCGCGCGUAAUCGUUAACGUGUUAGUCAGCUAAUAAUGCAUUCACAAUAUCAUAAGAUAUUAACGGGUCACAGCCAGAAGCAAACCACCCAGCACUGAUGUUCAACGUGCAUGCGAUCGUUUUAUCAAAGCAUAACCGCUCUAAACCUAUGUAACCGAUAUGGCACAAUUAAAGUAAAACAAGCGAACAGCUUCAAGAGUGCAAACGUGUUUUUGUGUGCAAAAGAAGAGUCGAGCGCGCGUGCAGUCUCGCCGGCACUGAGACCCUGUCGCCAAACAGCGCUGAAAAUGGGGACUCCAGCCCUGGGAGUUGGGCGCGCGGGUCAUUUUAUGAACUUAAUAAUUCAUGAACACUUAAGGACCUGACUUGGAAGGCGCUUUUACGGAAGCAAUAGCAACUAUGUCUUGCUCUCAGCGAGGACCUGCUGAUGACUAUUACCACUGAAAUGUUUUUAUUGUCAGUGACAAGGAAGUAGUGGCGAUUAGUAAACACAUGCAGUCAUACCUGGAAGGGCAUCUUGCUGUUUUUGCUAGUUUUCCACAACAGUUCGUCGGUUUUUUCCACACUGCCUCAGGAUAAAGUUGUGAGUUGUUUGAAUGGAGCAGGUUUUGGUGUCUAGCCCAACUGGGCGUUCGGAGUGGGAACGGGAACAGAAUCCGGCUCUGGGGUUUCUUCUCUUAGAUCCAGAUAAAGGGGCCACUUUGCCCCAGGGGGACACAGGAAGUCGGGAACCGGGGCUGGACUUCCGUAAGGCGGAGAAAGAGCUGGUGUCUCUAAGCCUCGACGAGAUCCUUCAGGAGAAUGCCUUGUGUCUAGACGACCUUUUCCGGAGCUCCAGGUACCCCUGGGACAAAGGGGCAGUGUGCUCUGUGUUGCAGUGGGAGACGCCCUCCAUUCCGGCUCAGGAUUUCCCUCGCUGCAUGCCGGAGUCGCUGAGCGUCUGUGGCAGGGCUGAGGACCUUCUGGACGUGAGCGGCUCUCCCUGCACACAGGGCUCAACCUGCCCUCAGGAUUCCAGCGAGGACAAUUUUUCAGUCGGGGAUCACAAUUCCGCGGGGCCAAUUCAUUUCCACAGCAGCUCUGAAGAGCUUAUUGAUUUUGGCGACACUCAGUCACCUCUGCAGGUGUUGGCGAGCACCCCAGAUUCCAGCAGGGAAGAUUUAUCUUUAUUAGAAACUGUUCAGAGGCUUGAGUGCACCUCCACAGGUUCUUCUGUCUACCCCUAUGGUCAGGCUAGUCUCCAGGAUGUCAGCGCAGAGGCUAGCCCGCAGGAUAUGAGCACAGAGGCUAGCCAACAGGGUGUUAGCACAGAGGCUAGCCUGCAGGAUAUGAGCUCAGAGGUUAGCCUGUGGGAUAUGAGCGCAGAGUCUAGCCGACAGGAUAUGAGCGCAGAGGCUAGCCAACAGGCUGUUAGCACAGAGACUAUCCUGCAGGAUAUGAGUGCAGAGGUUAGCCUGCAGGAUAUGUGCGCAGAGGCUAGCCAACAGGCUGUUAGCACAGAAGCUAGCCAACAGGCUGUUAGCACAGAGGCUAGCCAACAGGGUGUUAGCACAGAGGCUAGCCUGCAGGAUAUGAGCUCGGAGGUUAGCCUGUGGGAUAUGAGCGCAGAGUCUAGCCAACAGGCUGUUAGCGCAGAAGCUAGCCAACAGGAUAUGACUGCAGAUGUCAGCCCACAGGAUAUCAGCAUUGAGGUUAGCACGCAGGAUAUGAGCGCAGAGGUUAGCUCACAGGAUAUGAGUGCAGAGUCUAGCCAACAGGGUGUUAGCACAGAGGCUAGCCCACAGGAUUUGAGUGCAGAGGUUAACCUGCAGGAUAUGAGCGCAGAGUCUAGCCAACAGGCUGUUAGCACAGAGGCUAGCCAACAGGGUGUUAGCACAGAGGCUAGCCCACAGGAUAUGAGCGCAGAGGUUAGCCUGCAGGAUAUGAGCGCAGAGUCUAGCCAACAGACUGUUAGCACAGAGGCUAGUCCACAGGAUAUGAGUGCAGAGGCUAGCCAACAGGAUAUGAGCGUGGAGGUUAGCCUGCAGGAUAUGAGUGCAGAGGCUAGCCCACAGGGUGUUAGCGCAGAGGCUAGUCUGCAGGAUAUGAGUGCAGAGGCUAGCCAACAGGGUGUUAGCACAGAGGCUAGUCCACAGGAUAUGAGUAUAGCGGUUAGCCUGCAGGAUAUGAGCGCAGAGGCUAGCCAACAGGGUGUUAGCGCAGAGGCUAGUCCACAGGAUAUGAGCGCAGAGGUUAGCCUGCAGGAUAUGAGCGCAGAGUCUAGCCAACAGACUGUUAGCACAGAGGCUAGUCCACAGGAUAUGAGUGCAGAGGCUAGCCAACAGGAUAUGAGCGUGGAGGUUAGCCUGCAGGAUAUGAGUGCAGAGGCUAGCCCACAGGGUGUUAGCGCAGAGGCUAGUCUGCAGGAUAUGAGUGCAGAGGCUAGCCAACAGGGUGUUAGCACAGAGGCUAGUCCACAGGAUAUGAGUAUAGAGGUUAGCCUGCAGGAUAUGAGCGCAGAGGCUAGCCAACAGGGUGUUAGCGCAGAGGCUAGUCCACAGGAUAUGAGUGCAGAGGCUAGCCAACAGGGUGUUAGCACAGAGGCUAGUCCACAGGAUAUGAGUGCAAAGGUUAGCCUGGUGGAUGUGAGUGCAGAGGCUAGCCAACAGGCUGUUAGCACAGAGGCUAGUCCACAGGAUAUGAGCGCAGAGGCUAGCCAACAGGGUGUUAGCGCAGAGGCUAGUUUGCAUGAUAUGAGCGCAGAGGCUAGUCCACAGGAUAUGAGUGCAAAGGUUAGCCUGCAGGAUAUGAGCGCAGAGGUUAGCCUGGUGGAUAUGAGUGCAGAGGCUAGCCAACAGGGUGUUAGCACAGAGGCUAGCCCACAAGAUAUGAGUGUAGAGGCUAGCCAACAGUCUGUUAGCACAGAGGCUAGUCCACAGACACAGGAUAUGAGUGCAGAGUCUAGCCAACAGGGUGUUAGCACAGAGGCUAGCCUGGUGGAUAUGAGUGCAGAGGCUAGCCAACAGGCUGUUAGCACAGAGGCUAGUCCACAGGCACGGGAUAUGAGUGCAGAGUCUAGCCAACAGGGUGUUAGUGCAGAGGCUAGUCCACAGGAUAUGAGUGCAGAGGUUAGCCUGGUGGAUAUGAGUGCAGAGGCUAGCCAACAGGCUGUUAGCACAGAGGCUAGUCCACAGGCACGGGAUAUGAGUGCAGAGUCUAGCCAACAGGGUGUUAGUGCAGAGGUUAGCCUGGUGGAUAUGAGUGCAGAGGCUAGCCAACAGGCUGUUAGCACAGAGGCUAGUCCACAGGAUAUGAGUGCAGAGGUUAGCCUGGUGGAUAUGAGCGCAGAGGUUAGCCUGGUGGAUAUGAGCACAGAGGUUAGCCUAGUGGAUAUGAGUGCAGAGUCUAGCCAACAGGGUGUUAGCGCAGAGGUUAGCCUGGUGGAUAUGAGCGCAGAGGCUAGCCUGGUGGAUAUGAGCGCAGAGGCUAGCCUGGUGGAUAUGAGCGCAGAGGCUAGGUCACUGGGUGUCGGAGUAGAGCAGUCGCAAGUCGAGGGGGGUGGUCUCAGUCCCUCGUCACAAGGCGGAGAGUCUCUGUCACCUGAAACCGGGGACAAAGGUUUGUUUUGCGAGCUGGCCGGUGAGCUGCUCACUUUGUACAGCUGUUUCCAGGAGUCUUCAGGCAGGACUGCUGAGAGAGGCCAGGCCAGCAGCAGCAGCAGCAGUCUGCCUGCUGAGGCUCUGGAAGUGGAAGGAUCUGCGUGGCUCUUUGAGAUUAGCGCUGCGUGCCGUGACAACUGUCCCAGCCUAACAGACGGUGAAGAUGUGCUCUUGAGCCCGCCCGACUGCGCAGAGAUUCCGGAACCCGGUGCGACCGGGACCGGGACUGGGACUGGCGGGUUUUCUCUGCCCCGCCCUCCGUCCCCACAACCUCAGGAUUACAGGGGGGCCCCCGAUGGAGAUGCCCCCCGCCAGGGUGACCUGGACGACAGCGGCUGGGGCUCAGACCCGGACCCCUUAAUGGAGUACGGCCCGGUUCCGGAUCCGGAUGUGUCUGCCGGUGAAAAACGGCAGCACGGGCUGAUCCAGGAUCAGCGUUUGACUGCAGAGUCCGCGUACGACGGCGAAGCUUUGCGUCCCAAACCGCCCGAUGAAACGCUGUGUGGGCCUGGCUCCGGACCGGAGCUCCACGUUAGGCACAGCGCUGUGCACGUUGGUUUGGAAUUUUCGAUGGAUGCACUUUACCAGAAACAGCACUGCUCCACCCAGCAGUCCCACGACCCUGGCUCGGCUCGGACUAGUGAACAGACGUUAGCGGGGCUGUCACUGCCUGGGGACGGGGUGUGUGCGGCCCUGUCUGUGGGGGGCUGUGAGUCCCAAAGCGAGGAUGAGCUGUCCCCUCUGAGGGCGGUGUUCAGUGCCCUGGACCAGGACCGGGACGGGUUUGUGCAAAUUGAAGAGUUUCUGCAGUUCGCCAAGGCCUACGGAGCAGAGCAGGUGAAAGAUCUCACGAGGUUCCUGGAUCCCAGUGGAUUGGGGGUGAUCAGUUUCGAGGAUUUCUACCGAGGUAUCGGAGCAAUUGGUAAUGGAGGCACGGACCCUCAGCUCUGUGAUGUGGGAUUUCUCCCCCGGGAAGAGGCCCCUGGCUGUCCGGAGGAGUACGACGACUACGCCGCGUUUGAGAACGAGGUGUCGGACAGCGCGUACCUGGGCUCGGAGAGCACCUACAGCGAGUACGAGACCUUCAUCGACGAGGACGCGGGAACGCCGCCACGCCCGGAGCUGCACGAGGAGGUGGAGACCGACAGCGCCAUCGAGUCCGCGCUCAACGACCCCGAGGAGGACGGGAGGAGGCUGUCCCUGGCCUCGGAGCUGAACAGCGUCUCCCUGGUGACGGUGGUGGAGCCGGGGGAGGAGCACUUUGAGGACUUUGGGGAAGGGCAUGAGUCUGAGCUGCUCCAGGACGGGCCGCUGCAGUCUGAGGGGGGCGGGGGCCCUGCCAGCCUGGUGCCGCAGCCCAGCCUGCUGCUGUCUCCCAGCGCUGACCCUUUCCCUGCUGGCUUUCAGAGCUUCCUCAGGGAGGAGCUUCUGGACUUCUUCUGUAGUCAGUGUCACAAACAGAUCAGCCGCCUGGAGGACCUCUCCACCCGCCUGAAUUUCCUUGAGAUGAAUAGCACCAGCAAGAGGUUGUCCAGCAGAAAGGUUGCCAGGCACCUCCUGCAGAGCGGCACACUGUCCCUGGGCCCCACGGACGAGCUGACCCGUGACAUCCUGGACCUGGCCGACACCGACCUCAUCGACAAGGUGAUGUACCUGGAGAAGCGCGUGUCGGAGCUGGAGCAGGACUCGGUCUCCAGCACGGAGCAGCACGUCCGCCUGCGGCAGGAGAACCUGCAGCUGGUGCACAGGUGAGAGGCAUAGGGCGAUUCGGCGUCGGGUCU
This is a messenger RNA of Anguilla rostrata (American eel), 6387 nucleotides long. RefSeq names its product rab11 family-interacting protein 3-like. NCBI's taxonomy places the organism in Eukaryota, Metazoa, Chordata, Actinopteri, Anguilliformes, Anguillidae. Gene Ontology annotation, biological process: endocytic recycling; regulation of cytokinesis. The transcript is spliced from 9 exons. Gene Ontology annotation, molecular function: calcium ion binding. Gene Ontology annotation, cellular component: cleavage furrow; endocytic vesicle; recycling endosome membrane. Bases 1565 to 6358 code for a protein of 1597 amino acids. The record is from RefSeq and is a predicted model, not a curated record.